AUUACACAAUGAAACUCAACAUGGCCAAGCUCAUCUUCUUCUUUCUCUUUCUACUCCUUUCCUUCUUCACAACUUUCUCCAUUGAUACUUCAUGUCCUAUGGAUCUCAGCUACGUCCAAACUUACCCCUGGGACAAAUCUUUGUGCCUGCAGGAUCCUAAUGGAACCAACUGCUGCCAAGCUCUGCUCAGUCUUAUGGGCAUGGGACUCGCCCAACACCUGAGAGACACCUCCAAUUUUGAUCUAGCGAAUCUAAAUGUUUCCUUCUCUUGCUUAACCAAAUUCCAAGACAAACUCUCCGCCUUGUCAAUCGAUCCGGCUGUAGUCCCUUUUUGCUUCAAGAACUACACCCAGUUCGUCACCAACACUUCCAGCUGCGCCGGAAUCCAAACGAAAAAGGAUUGGAUAGAGAAGGCCGGUCAAGUAACCCCAUUAGACACGGCUUGCAAGAAUAUGACUGGACUAACUCAGUGUACUGCAUGUCUUGAUGCUGGCUACACAGUCACUUCUCAGCUGGUAGGAUUAGCACCAAAUUCGACAAAAUGCUUUUACUUUGCUAUUUUGUAUGCUGCAGGAAUUCUUAAUGAUCCCAAGGAUCCGAACGCUGCUGCUUGCAUACUAGGAUUGUCUUUAGCAGCAAGCAAUCCAUCGAUGAGUCGCGAAAGCAUAAUCAAAUUAGCGUUUGCACUAUCUGGUGCUGUUACUGGUGUUUUGCUGGCUUUUGUGAUUAUCAUUGUGUACAGGAAGUGGGAUAAGAAAAGGAAGAGAAAUGCUUUGCAUGAUGAAUUUGUCAGCAGUUUUAAGGCCAGUGUUUUACCAAACUGUGGCGCAAAAUGGUUCCAUGUAUCGGAGCUUGAACGUGCCACAAACGGAUUUUCUCAGAGAAAUAUGAUAGGCCAAGGAGCAUCUGGGAUUGUUUACAAAGGAACUCUCUCGGAUGGAACUUCGGUUGCCGUGAAACAAAUCCUUGAUUUGGACUCAAAAGGCGAUGAAGAGUUCAUCAAUGAAGUUGAGAUCAUAAGCAAAAUAAGGCACAGAAACCUUCUUUCUCUUCGAGGCUGCUGUGUCACAAGCGAUAACUUGAAAGGUAAAAGAAGGUUUCUUGUUUACGAUUUCAUGUCUAAUGGUAGUCUCAGUGACCAUCUGUCCAAUAACCUGACGAGAAACAACUUAACAUGGCCUCAACGCAAGAAAAUCAUCCUCGAUGUGGCUAAAGGACUUGCAUACUUACACUAUGGACUCCAACCCGCCAUUUAUCACCGAGACAUCAAGGCCACAAACAUACUCUUAGACUCAGAACUCAAAGCCAGAGUUUCAGAUUUCGGAUUAGCCAAACAAAACUUAGAAGGCCAGUCUCACCUCACCACAAGAGUUGCCGGCACACACGGCUAUUUAGCACCAGAGUACGCUCUUUAUGGACAGUUAACAGAGAAGAGCGACGUGUACAGUUUUGGAAUUGUGAUUCUUGAGAUAAUGAGCGGGAGAAAAGUGCUGGACACAUCUAAUUCAUCGUUCCUUUUGAUCACAGACUGGGCAUGGACGCUUGCAAAGUCUGGAAAAGUGCCAGAAAUUUUCGAAGAGUCAAUAAGAGAAGAAGGGCCGAAAGGGGUGAUGGAAAGGUUUGUUCUUGUGGGGAUUCUUUGUGCACAUGUUAUGGUGGCGUUCAGGCCUACCAUUGCUGAAGCUUUGAAGAUGCUUGAAGGUGAUAUUGACAUUCCGAGAUUGCCAGAGAGGCCAUUGCCGCUUAGUCAUGAGUCGUUUAGAUCUUCUUUGUGGCAAAGUACGUCAAGAAACAGCUCAAGGAUGUCAAUUGUGUAGUGCAUCGCCAGCUACCUUUGUAAUUUGAUUGCAAAAUGGAAAAUUCUUGUUGGGUUCGAUAAGCUUUGGACUUUGAAGUUUCAAAUCAAUAUUUUAAACACAAAUAUUUUACAAUGUAAUUACGUGUAGAAGAUGGAAUAGUUAAAAUUGAAAGAGGAGUUUGAUUCUCUUUA
Pistacia vera is the source of this 1990-nucleotide messenger RNA. Its product is annotated as probable receptor-like protein kinase At1g11050. The record is from RefSeq and is a predicted model, not a curated record. Gene Ontology annotation, biological process: protein phosphorylation. Gene Ontology annotation, molecular function: ATP binding; protein kinase activity. Lineage: Eukaryota; Viridiplantae; Streptophyta; Magnoliopsida; Sapindales; Anacardiaceae. The coding region runs from base 9 to 1817 and encodes 602 amino acids. The transcript has a single exon.